Molecule: messenger RNA, 1635 nt
Organism: Diaporthe batatas
Lineage: Eukaryota; Fungi; Ascomycota; Sordariomycetes; Diaporthales; Diaporthaceae
Exons: 2
Coding region: 1-1635 (544 amino acids)
Molecular function (GO): heme binding; iron ion binding; monooxygenase activity
Source: RefSeq, a predicted model, not a curated record
AUGGCAGGCUUCUCGGCGACGCUGCGUGAGCAGUUCACAGCCAUGCAGCAAGCUAUGGCACCCGUUCGGCUCAGCAAGACCGACUUAUUUUGGCUGUCUUUGCGGAAGGCCCGGCAUGAUAUUGCCCUUCUGCUGUCUGAUCCGUCUCCUAAAGCGACAUACACCGUGUUCGCUGGAGUGGCUCUGUUGAUUGCGCUUCUGGUAGAUCAAAUCAGGGCUCGGCAGUCUUCACUCCAGAGACUGGGCAUGCCGCUCGUCAAAGCGCCGAAGGGGUCCAAGAAGUUCGACUACAAGGCCAUCCUCGACGCAGGAGCAGUGUCGUACCCAGGCCAGCCCUUUAUCGUGAGCUACUCCGGCUUCGAGCUGGUUGUCUUCCCAAACUCCACGUGGGAUGAGAUCAAGCGCCUACCCGUGACAAAGGCUUCGACUCUCGAGUACUUUACUCAUGCCUUCUUCCAAGGCUGGCGCUUCUUGGGUAGCGACACGAGUGCUGUGCACAAGACGAUUGGCAUUGAUGUCACACGCUCUCUCCCGACACGGGUGGGAGCCCAACAAGACAGCGCAGCCCGUGCUUGCGAGAAGGCGCUGGGCACCUCCAAGGACUGGAAAUCCUCACGCAUGUACUGGACUAUGCAGGAUAUCAUCUCGACCACGAAUGCAGCAGGCCUCGUGGGCGAACAGUUGGGAACCAACCCUCGCUGGAACAGGGCGGUCCAGAGUUUUGUGCUGGCCAUAGUGUUCGCGAUCGCCACUGUCAGUCUACCGCCUCGCUUUCUCCGGCCAUUCGUUACCUUAUUUGUCUUCUUGCCGGCUUGGGGCAUCUACUGGUAUAUGAGAUGGCUACUACUACCGAUGGUCAACGAAGAUAUGAGUCAAUAUGACCCGUCAAGUGAAGGGAAGAAGGAGGUCCUUGCCACGCCAGACCAGAAGUUCCCAAUCACAGCAUGGCUUCUGAACAGAUACGCGGCAAACGAGCGCACGCUGCAGAAUGUUGGCCACGAUUACGUGGUCGCGUCUUUCGAAUCGACUUCGGCAACUUCGGCGACCUUCUACUUCAUCAUCGCUGAAAUUAUUCAAAGACCGGAGGUGGUGGAAGAGCUGCGCGAGGAAUUAUCCCGGGUCAUGGUGGAUGGUCGCCUGCCGCAGACACAGCUCUCGGAACUGGAAAAGAUGGACAGCUUCAUACGCGAGUGUUCCCGAUGGAAUCCUUUCGGCCACAUGGCUCUAUUCAGACGCCUAAUGGCACCUGUGAAGCUCUCGAGCGGCCCUGAACUCCCGGCUGGCACACUCAUAGCGGUUGAUGUCCACAACGUGCCGAGGUCGCAGGAACUGUGGGAAGACUCGGAAGAGUUUGACCCGUGGCGUUUCUUGAAGUUGCGAAAGCUGCCAGGGCGCCAGAACCGACACCAGUUCACGAGUCUCGGCCAAGAUAGCCCAGGAUGGGGUGACGGGCCACAGGCUUGCCCGGGGCGAGCUUUCGCGGCAGCUACUCUGAAAGUGACUUUGGCACACAUAUUACUGAACUACGACCUCCGCUUGCCUCCUGGUGGUAGGAAGCCGGGUAGACAUUCGAUGCCUAAUGGGUCGAUGCGGCCGGAUAUGUUUGUGAAGAUCCAAUAUCGGAAGCGGCCAUGA